Phyllopteryx taeniolatus (common seadragon) is the source of this 2084-nucleotide messenger RNA. RefSeq names its product histone deacetylase 3 (gene hdac3). The record is from RefSeq and is a predicted model, not a curated record. The transcript is spliced from 14 exons. Gene Ontology annotation, molecular function: histone deacetylase activity. Bases 135 to 1499 code for a protein of 454 amino acids. Lineage: Eukaryota; Metazoa; Chordata; Actinopteri; Syngnathiformes; Syngnathidae.
UGGUUGUCGCUGCCUGAUGACGUCCCCCUCUCUGUUUUUACUAUGGCGUCUCCCUCUGCUAAGUGAGAGACAAAAUGUCGUUUUUAUAGCAGUUAAGGCGGUCACAAAUCUAGCAAAACAACAUAUUUCUCAGAAUGACCAAUAGAACGUCGUAUUUCUAUGACCCUGACGUGGGUAACUUUCAUUACGGUGCUGGUCAUCCUAUGAAGCCUCACCGAUUGUCCCUGACUCACAGCCUGGUGCUGCACUAUGGACUCUAUAAGAAAAUGAUGGUGUUUAAGCCAUACAAAGCGUCCCAGCACGACAUGUGCCGUUUCCAUUCUGAAGACUACAUUGACUUCCUGCAGAAGGUCAGCCCCAACAACAUGCAGGGCUUCACCAAGAGCCUCAACACAUUCAAUGUUGGAGACGAUUGUCCGGUCUUUCCAGGUCUUUUUGAGUUCUGCUCCAGAUAUACAGGAGCCUCAUUGCAGGGCGCCACUCAACUCAAUCACAAGAUCUGUGACAUAGCUAUCAACUGGGCCGGAGGAUUGCACCAUGCCAAAAAGUUUGAGGCGUCGGGAUUUUGUUACGUCAACGACAUAGUCAUCAGUAUACUGGAGCUUCUCAAAUACCACCCUAGGGUCCUGUACAUUGACAUAGACAUCCACCACGGCGACGGCGUGCAAGAAGCUUUCUACCUUACUGAUCGUGUCAUGACCGUGUCCUUCCACAAAUAUGGAAAUUACUUUUUCCCGGGGACAGGUGACAUGUAUGAGGUUGGAGCAGAAAGUGGCCGCUACUACUGCCUCAAUGUUCCUCUUAGGGACGGCAUUGACGACCAGAGUGAGUUACACCACAGCAUAAAUACAUCUGACUGUUUUACAGUUACAUUCUUCGACUGUGUGUGUGUGUGUAUGUUAGGCUACAGGCAGCUUUUCCAGCCAGUCAUUAAGCAGGUGGUGGAUUUCUACCAGCCUACUUGCAUUGUUCUGCAGUGUGGAGCAGACUCUUUGGGCUGUGACAGGCUGGGCUGCUUUAAUCUCAGCAUACGAGGACAUGGCGAGUGUGUGGAGUUUGUGAAGAGCUUCAAGAUUCCUCUGUUGGUCCUGGGAGGAGGCGGAUACACAGUUAGGAACGUGGCUCGAUGCUGGACCUUUGAGACAUCGCUAUUAUUGGAUGAAUCGAUCAGCGACGAGCUGCCGUAUAGUGAGUACUUUGAGUACUUUGCUCCAGAUUUCACGCUGCAUCCUGAUGUCAGUACCAGGAUAGAAAACCAGAACACCCGACAGUAUCUGGAGCAGAUCCGUCAGUCAGUGUUUGAGAACUUGAAGAUGCUGAACCACGCGCCCAGUGUUCAGAUCCACGACGUCCCCUCGGACAUGCUGAGCUACGAACGCACUGAUGAGCCCGAUCCCGACGAGAGAGGCGGCGAGGAGAACUACACACGGCCAGAAGCAGCUAAUGAGUUCUACGACGGUGACAAUGACAACGAUAAAGAAAGCGAUGUGGAAAUUUGACCUGUCUGAAGGACUUGAGCAAUUUUCCUGCUUUUAAAAAAAAUAUGAGGUCACUGACAAUUAUGAUGGCCACAAACCAUCUGAACUUUUUUUUUCCCCACAAGGACUUGACUGCAUUUUUAAAUGUCUCUUUUUGUGAUCGUGUUCAUAUUUUGUUAGUGAGAGACAUUGUCACCUGGAACACUUUAUUUUUAAGGUUUGGUCGCAACCUUCGCCCCCCCCCGUAUUUUUCUGUAUGUUGAUCUGGGUCAUGCGCAAGGUGCUGUUCCAAACACAGUUUAAUGUUCAAAACUUCAGAUUUACAAUCCAAGCCUGUGACAGCAUCAAUACCGUUGUGAAGAAACAUAUUUCAUGUGCCUUUCUGUUCUCAAUGGUUUUACAUCAACUUCCAUUUGUUGCUGGAUUCUACAGAAGUGAACAUCACAGUGUAAUAUACAAAUACAGGUCACGAUAUAUAUAAGGACUGCAGGUGUGCAGCGGUCAGAUGUUUGUACACUGUGUAACUUGUUUGGCUGAUACAAUUCAGUCUACGUUUUAUUCAGAUUGUGCUUUUGAUAUUUUUUUAAAAUAAAACAUCCAAACACC